Molecule: messenger RNA, 2464 nt
Organism: Suncus etruscus (white-toothed pygmy shrew)
Lineage: Eukaryota; Metazoa; Chordata; Mammalia; Eulipotyphla; Soricidae
Gene: SNX4
Product: sorting nexin 4
Exons: 14
Coding region: 14-1369 (451 amino acids)
Biological process (GO): protein transport
Molecular function (GO): phosphatidylinositol binding
Source: RefSeq, a predicted model, not a curated record
CCCCAGUGCAGCCAUGGAGCAGCCAGCUCAGGACCCGGAGGGGCUGCUGCUGCCGUCGGCACCCGGAGACACGCAGGGCCAUUCCGCCUCCGGGCUGGAGAGCGCGGUCGGGGGCGAGGCCGAGGCGCCCCGCGAAGAGGGCUCGGGAGACGGCACGAUGAGAGAAAAUAAUUUUGGGCUGAAGAAGAUAGAAAUUAGUGUUUCAGAAGCAGAAAAGAGAACUGGAAGAAAUGCUAUGAAUAUGCAAGAAACAUAUACUGCUUACCUCAUUGAAACAAGGUCUGUUGAACAUACUGAUGGCCAGAGCACUCUAACAGACUCACUUUGGAGACGAUAUAGUGAGUUUGAGUUGCUGAGAAACUAUCUUCUAGUUUACUAUCCACAUGUUGUUGUUCCGCCUCUACCAGAAAAGAGGGCAGAAUUUGUUUGGCAUAAACUGUCUGCUGACAACAUGGACCCAGAUUUCGUGGAAAGACGACGAAUUGGUUUAGAAAACUUUCUCUUGAGACUUGCUUCACAUCCCAUACUUUGUAGAGACAAAAUCUUCUAUUUGUUUUUAACACAGGAAGGCAACUGGAAGGAGACAGUGAAUGAAACUGGGUUUCAGUUGAAGGCAGACUCCAGGUUAAAAGCGCUUAAUGCAACAUUCAGAGUGAAAAACCCAGACAAGAGGUUUACAGAACUGAAACACUAUAGUGAUGAACUGCAGUCUGUUAUCUCAAAUCUUCUUCGAGUCCGAGCUAGAGUAGCAGAUCGUCUCUAUGGAGUAUAUAAAGUACAUGGAAAUUAUGGGCGAGUUUUCAGUGAAUGGAGUGCCAUAGAAAAAGAAAUGGGUGAUGGAUUGCAGAGUGCAGGACAUCAUAUGGAUGUGUAUGCAUCUUCUAUUGAUGAUAUUUUGGAAGAUGAAGAACAUUAUGCAGAUCAAUUAAAGGAGUAUCUUUUCUAUGCAGAAGCACUACGGGCUGUUUGCAGGAAGCAUGAACUUAUGCAGUAUGAUUUGGAAAUGGCUGCUCAGGAUUUAGCAUCCAAGAAGCAACAAUGUGAGGAACUGGCCACUGGGACUAUCAGAACAUUUUCUCUGAAGGGAAUGACUAACAAACUCUUUGGUCAAGAAACUGCAGAGCAGAGAGAAGCCAGAAUAAAGGUGCUAGAAGAACAAAUCAGUGAAGGAGAACAGCAGUUGAAGUCAAAAAAUUUGGAAGGCAGAGAAUUUGUGAAAAAUGCUUGGACUGAUAUUGAACGCUUCAAAGAACAAAAGAACCGUGACUUGAAGGAGGCUCUCAUUAGUUAUGCAGUCAUGCAAAUCAGUAUGUGCAAAAAGGGAAUUCAAGUUUGGACUAAUGCUAAGGAAUGCUUUAGCAAGAUGUAAUCCUGUGAAAUGGAUUUCUCUUCAAUCAAAAUAUCCCACAACAGAAGCACAAGUAAAAAAAACUUUUUAAUUUAAGUUGCUAACCCAGUAAACAUAAAAUGCAAGUAGAUUUAACUUUUUUAAAUUUUACUCAGUUGUGUUAAUAAUAUAGCACAAAAAGGAUGUAUUUUAAUGAAGAUUAACUAUUAUAAUUUGAGGUUUGAGGGACUGGUGCUGAUUCCCAAAACUUAAGAUAAUACAUACCAACAGACUGUCAGGCUUCUGAACCAAUGACUUAAUGUCCAGAUGUUAGGUAAUUUCUAGAUGUUUGUUUCUAUGUCAACUGUUUUUCAGAUCUGUGUCUAUAGGGAGGUUUUACCCCCCUAAGAUUGCAUUCCUAUCUUUACUUGGUAAGUCCCACUCAUCUGUGAGGAGGGUUAGUUUUUCUUGCCUUAUAGUUGAGCUACUUGGUUUGACAAAGCUCAGCAGAAACUUAGUGUGAAAUCAGAUAUUUUCUCCCACAUUCAUUGAUGCCCCUGCAUCAUAUACUAGAAAAUGCCUUCAGUUUUUGUUCUACCAAAAUUUUGAUAUUGGUCAACAAUUUUGUACUGCCAUCAAAAUAGACAAUUUCUCAGAUUAAAGUAGAGGAAUAAUUGUUAUGAUAUAGAAAUCACUAUAUAGACAGUUUUAAUUGGGUAUGUUACUUGGAAGCAUUAAAUUCUUAAAUAUUUUUUAACCUCUAUCAAGGAGCCUAAAUUUAUUGUUUGUCUCUCCACAUGGCACUUCAGGGUACAAGAUGUAGCAUUUCAGUGUAUGAGACAUAUGUGUAAAUGUGUUAACAUCUUCAGUAUUCACAUCCUUUUUUAUUGCUUGGCUGUAAUUUUUGUAAAGAUAAAUCAUGUUUUUAUGUGUUUAUUUGUGGCAUAUGUUCAGAAGCCAAGCACCCUCAUUUUGCUUGCUUUUUUAGGAUCUUAAUGUGUACUCAUUACAAAUUAUGUUUAAAAUACCCCAGUACUAUUUAGCAUUUGACUUUUUCACAUGUUUAAAAUGUUAACUGGAUUUUUGUGCUGUUUGCCAAACUUAUAAAAUAAAUAAAGUAUUGUGCUGGUUUUCAAA